UCGAUAUGACGAAAUAAACGUUGAUUAAUAACUCUCUCUCUCUCUCUCUUUGUUACUCUGACAAAAACAAACUUGUAACCAGAAACACGGAAAGAAAAGCGGCACUAAAAACAAGCGCAGCUUUACUGAACCCGAAUAGAGCAGACGACGCGGGAGGCUUCCAGCGCUUUCUAUAUCGAGCCAACCAAUGGACGCGCUCCCAGAUUUACGUCACGGCGAUAAUCGCUGCUGAUUCGCCAAAGGAGACCUCGGUCUCUCUGGAAGCUUCUGGAAUGACGAGGGAGUCGUACAUAAGGCGGAUCGCGGGCUCGCAGCCGCAAUCAUUUCGCAGCUGAUACAAAGAGCGCGAAUUUCAAAUUGUGGCAUCAACUGCCAAGCGAAGCAAACUACGCAACCAUGCCAUCCCGAACGAAGAGCGGAGCGCCGGCCAUCGGCAUCGACUUGGGCACAACGUACUCCUGUGUCGGUGUGUUCCAGCACGGUCGUGUCGAGAUCAUCGCCAACGACCAGGGAAACCGAACGACGCCGAGUUACGUUGCCUUUACCGACACCGAGCGACUCAUUGGAGACGCAGCCAAGGCCCAGACUGCGCUGAACCCGGAGAACACAGUGUUCGAUGCCAAGAGGCUCAUUGGACGAAAGUUCGAUGAUCCCAAGAUCCAGGGUGAUCUCAAGCACUGGCCCUUCAAGGUGGAGAACGACGCUGGCAAGCCCAAGAUCAGCGUGGAGUUCAAAGGAGAGCGGAAGAAAUUCAACCCGGAGGAGAUCAGCGCCAUGGUGCUGACCAAGAUGAAGGAGACUGCGGAGGCCUUCCUGGGUCAGAAGGUCAGCGACGCUGUGGUCACGGUGCCUGCUUACUUCAACGAUUCUCAGAGGCAGGCUACGAAAGACGCCGGAGUUAUCGCUGGCCUCAAUGUGCUGCGGAUCAUCAACGAGCCCACCGCAGCAGCACUGGCCUACGGACUCGACAAGAACCUCAAGGGAGAGAAGAACGUCCUCAUCUUCGAUCUCGGAGGAGGGACUUUCGACGUGUCCGUGCUAACCAUCGACGAAGGCUCCAUGUUCGAAGUCCGAUCAACCGCCGGAGACACACAUUUGGGAGGUGAAGACUUCGACAACCGGCUUGUGACCUACUUCUGCGAAGAGUUCAAGCGCAAACACCGCAAGGACCUCAGAUGCAACGCCCGUGCAGUCCGGAGACUGAGAACAGCCUGCGAGCGAGCCAAGAGGACUCUUUCCAGCUCUGCCGAAGCAAGCAUCGAGAUCGACGCUCUGUUUGAAGGCGUGGACUUCUACAGCAAGAUCACCAGAGCUCGCUUCGAAGAGCUAUGCAUGGACCUGUUCCGAAGCACCCUGGAGCCGGUGGAACGUGCUCUGCAGGACGCAAAGAUGGACAAAUCCAAGAUUCACGACGUCGUCCUUGUUGGUGGCUCGACGCGUAUUCCGAAAGUGCAGAAGUUGCUGAGAGACUUCUUCAACGGAAAGGAGCUUUCGAUGGGCAUCAACCCGGACGAGGCGGUGGCCUACGGCGCCGCAGUGCAGGCUGCCGUUCUCAGUGGAGACGCUAGCGAGGCCAUUCGAGACGUGCUCCUCGUAGACGUCGCGCCCUUGUCACUGGGCAUCGAGACCGCUGGAGGCGUCAUGACCAAAAUCGUAGAACGUAACUCCCGCAUCCCCUGCAAGACGUCGCAGACGUUCACGACGUACGCGGACAACCAGCCGGCCGUUACCAUUCAGGUGUUCGAGGGUGAACGCGCUAUGACCAGGGACAACCAUCUGCUGGGAACGUUCAACCUGAGUGGCAUACCCCCUGCACCGCGGGGUGUACCCAAAAUCGAAGUGACCUUCGACAUGGACGCCAAUGGCAUCCUGCAUGUCUCGGCCAAGGACCAGAGCACGGGUCGGCAAGAGAGCAUUCGCAUCAGCAACGACAAGGGCCGUCUGUCCAGGGAGGACAUCGACCGUAUGCUGGCCGAUGCGGAGAAGUACAAGCGCGAAGACGAACUCCAGAGUGAAAAGGUGACCGCCCGGAACGGACUGGAGUCUUACGUGUACGGCGUCAAGCAGGCCGCAGAGGAGGCGGGAGACAGACUCUCUCCUUCCGACAAGCAGAGUGUCCUGGACAAGUGCAAGGACACCAUAUCCUGGAUCGACUCCAACACUCUGGCUGAGAAGGAGGAGUACGAGCACAGACUGAAGGAGCUGCAGCAGCACUGUUCACCCAUCAUGAGCAAGCUGCAUCAGGGCACGAAGCAGAGUGCGCCCAGUCAUGGAGGACCCACGAUUGAAGAAGUGGAUUGAAUGCCCCGUGUAUGUCCUAGGUCUCUUCCAAUGAACAAAUGUCUUGUAUAUAUGUAUAUAAUUUUGUACAGUUAGAUAUUUAAUAAAUUGAACUUUGAGAAUCUUU
Ixodes scapularis (black-legged tick) is the source of this 2407-nucleotide messenger RNA. Its product is annotated as heat shock protein 68. Gene Ontology annotation, cellular component: cytoplasm. Lineage: Eukaryota; Metazoa; Arthropoda; Arachnida; Ixodida; Ixodidae. The transcript has a single exon. Gene Ontology annotation, molecular function: ATP binding; misfolded protein binding; heat shock protein binding. The record is from RefSeq and is a predicted model, not a curated record. The coding region runs from base 397 to 2301 and encodes 634 amino acids. Gene Ontology annotation, biological process: protein refolding; cellular response to unfolded protein.